Messenger RNA from Mytilus trossulus (common blue mussel), 1373 nucleotides. RefSeq lists its product as uncharacterized. Gene Ontology annotation, molecular function: zinc ion binding. Bases 52 to 1218 code for a protein of 388 amino acids. The transcript has a single exon. The record is from RefSeq and is a predicted model, not a curated record. NCBI's taxonomy places the organism in Eukaryota, Metazoa, Mollusca, Bivalvia, Mytilida, Mytilidae.
AUUUAUAUUUCCGUUUUAAAUCACAGGAAAUUCUAUUUUGUUUUCUUAAAUAUGGCCGUAUCCAACCCCCAGUUAGGAAUACAAUCUCCAAUUCAGUGCCAGUUAUGUGUACAGGAUAAACAAAUAUCCUUUAAGUGUUUAGAAUGUGACUUACUGAUGUGCAGUGCAUGUAAGAACGAUAUUCAUCCUAAAAUCAAAACUGCAACGGAGCAUAGAAUUAUACAUAUAAAGGAUAUUGGGAAAACAUCAAUACCCAGCACAAAUAUAGGUAGUACAUCAUCCUCCAACAAGGAGAAUAACCAAACCUCAGACUCCAGCAUGGAUUGUACCAAUGUUCAUGUAACUGUUGUUGAAGAAUAUCAAACUAAAAUUAAAGAAGUUUCUCAACUGGCACUAGGUUUAGAUGAUUCAUUUUGGCUUGGUGAUGGAGACCAUCAAAAGGGUAUGAGAUUAUUUACUUCUCAUACAGGAUUGCAGAAAGUAAAAUGCGAAGGAAAUAAACUAAAGGUGAUAUCUAGUUUUAAUAUCGAUAUUUGUGGCCUGGCAAUUACUAAUGGUAAUGACUUACUUAUAGCUACUGAUUGGCCAAUACUGAAACAGAUAAAAAAUGGAAGAACGAAAAUUGAAGACACUGCUUAUAAUCUAAAUCCAUAUUAUCCACAAUCAAUUUAUAUAACCAGAAAGAACAAGGUUAUAGUAGGAGCUAGGAAUAAUACGAAAAACAAAGGUGUGGUGAUUGUUAUGGACUAUUUGGGGAAUCAUGAGAGAGUGUAUGGUAAGGACAAGACUAAAGAUAUUUUAUUUACCCUUCCAUGGAAUAUAACUGCAACUAACAAUGAUAAUAUUUUUGUGAUUGAUGUUAUAAAUGAUAAAAUGGAAGGACGAGUAGUUUUGCUAGGACAAGUUGACAUUGUUAAUACAUAUUGUGGACAUCCCGAAAUCAACACUAAAGCUAUACCAUUUACGCCAAUAGAUUUAACAACAACACCAACAGACAAUGUCAUUGUGGUAGAAAUGAUCAAUAAUACUCUACAUAUCAUUAAUAAUUCAGGACAGCUAAUAACCUACAUUAGCACUAAAUACAAAGGGAUAUCUCUUCCAUGUUCCAUAAGCCUUGCAAUGGUAGGACAUUUUUGUAUGCUAUACAUUGGAACUUAUACUGAUGAAAAUAAUAAAGACAAAGCCAAACUUUAUAAACUGAAUUUGACAGGUUGUUAAUCAUCAAGAUUAAGUUGUUUAUAUGAGUACCAUAUAGUUUCUUUAUUGACAUUGUCAUAUAUUCAAUGAUCAUCUGUACUUAUAAAGCCGAUAAAUGCUUUGGUGUGUUAACUAUUCGUUUGAUUAGUUGGAGCUUUUGGUUUUGUCAUUUUAUU